Rhincodon typus (whale shark) is the source of this 1059-nucleotide messenger RNA. It is a transcript of the gene poldip2, whose product is annotated as polymerase (DNA-directed), delta interacting protein 2. The transcript is spliced from 5 exons. The record is from RefSeq and is a predicted model, not a curated record. Gene Ontology annotation, biological process: error-free translesion synthesis. Gene Ontology annotation, molecular function: DNA binding. Gene Ontology annotation, cellular component: mitochondrial nucleoid; nucleus. Bases 233 to 871 code for a protein of 212 amino acids. NCBI's taxonomy places the organism in Eukaryota, Metazoa, Chordata, Chondrichthyes, Orectolobiformes, Rhincodontidae.
GCCGCCAUCUUUGUUCGGGGCAGAGUCCCGGGAUCGGGGCAAGAGACAGAGUGAGGCUCCUCGCCGCCUGCCGUCCGGCGGGGGAGACAGAGAGACAGAGGUCGCCCGCUUGCCCGCCGAGGGGCCUUGGCCUGCAGUGACGCCGUAAGAAAGCGGACUCGGGUAUUGCCCAUCCCCGAGGCCGGUUCGGGCUGUGUGUCCAGACUCGCUGACCGUCGGGCCUUCAGGAUCGAUGGCGGGCCCGGCUCUGAGCCGCUGCCUCUCGGCCUUGGCCACAAACCCCGCGCUCCGGCUCCGGGCCCUGAAUGUCUGCUCGGCUUGCGGCGUGGGCCAGCGCCAGCAGCACGCCCGGCUCCUGUCGUCCAGGAAUCGUCCUGAAGGCAAAGUUUUGGAGCCAGUUGGAGUGUUUGAGGCACUCAAGCAACAAGGAAAAUAUGAAACGGGGCAGCUAUUUCUGCACAGUGUGUUUGGUUACCGAGGGAUAGUCUUGUUCCCCUGGCAUGCCAGGCUAUAUGACCGAGAUGUUGCAUCCUGUAGUUCUGAAAGUAAAACAGAAAACUCCGGAACUCAAGGUUCCAAAGAGGUCAAAGGUAAAACACACACUUACUACCAGGUGUUGAUCGAUACCAGGGACUGUCCUCAUAUAGUAAGUGUGAGCACUACACACCAGCAGUCAGGGACGGGGUGGCUUAUUCAGGACACUGCUCUCAGAGAUUUUUGUGUGGGAAGGUAUAUUCUAAAAAGGCUAACAAGCAGGGGUACGUUCCGCUUCGAGAAGCCGGAAGGUUCUCAGCUUGAUGUUCGCAUCCCGCCGUUUUCCCUGGAGAGCAAUAAGGAUGACAAGGCCCCUCCUGCUGGCUACAGCUGGUAGAGCUCCAUCUGCUGGGACCCUGGGCUGGCUGACAGCAGGAAGAUUCUGCUUACAACUUCACUGGAGAGGGGAUAAAAUGAAGGAGAAAGUCUUCCAUUGCCAGUCCUUUAACAGAUCUCCCUGGCUUGCUGUAUAAACACCAAUCACAUUUGUCUGUUUUUGCUGAAGAAAUUAUUUUGGAAGUGCAA